AUGACUCCACAGUUCGGUCCCACAGAUGGAACACAACAACAAAGUGGAAAAUCUGCUGAGUUAGCCCAGGCACCACAGUUGCAAAAUAGGAAAUCGCUAGAUUUGACCCACAAUUCACAGUUGCAAGGUCUGGAAUAUGUUCAUUUGGCCCUACCACUGAAGUUUUCAGAUACAAAAGCUGUGGAGCUGAUCCUAAGACCACCACAGGAAGAGAAGAAAUCCAUGGAGUUUGCCCCAAAGCCAUGGUUACAAGAUGAAAGAUCUAAGGAGACAGCCCCAGUACUAUUGCUUAAAGAUGUGAAAGUUCCUCAAAUGGUAGAAUGUAGAAAUGUGAUUCCUGAAACACAGGUGGAAAGUAUGAAAUAUGAGGAGCCGAUCUCAGGGGCACACAUUCAAGCAGUAAAAUCUGCAGAGCUGAACCUCAAGCCAAAUCAUCAAGCCACAGAACCUGAAGGAUUAACCCCAUGGCAUCAAGAUUUGGAAUCUUCAGGAAUGAUCCCAGAGCCAGGAUAUCAAGGAGCAAAAGUAGAAGUGACUUCCGACCCUUGUCACCUCAGGAAAGAAUCUAUGGAUUUGACACAAUCAUCUUUAAGAAGUACUCCAGAGCCAUUGAACCAGACUUCAGAAUCUAUGCAGGUGAACUCAGUGCCAUUUCAAGGUGCUCUUGAGACAAUGCUCCAAGGCGUAAAAACCUUGGAGACUCGAAUGCCUCAACACAUAAUACAAGAAGCUCCAGAGUUGGUACCAGGAUCAGAGAUGCAAGGAAUGAAUCCAGAAGUGUUGAACCCAGAGUCCCAAAGUAUGAAGUUUGUUCAUCUGAAUCUAGGACCGAAGUUUUCUGGUAUGAAAGCAGGCCCACAGUUACAAGAUGUGAAAUGUUCUGAGUUGAUGAUGGGUAUAAAGCUUCAAGAUAAAAAAUCGGCAGGGUUUGCUUCUAGAUCACACUUGCAAGGUAUGAGAUCUUCUGAAGUGAUCCCAGGGUCAAAACUUCAACAAAUGAAACCCUCUGAGUUCAACCAUGGUCCAAAGCUACAAGGUGGGAAAUCUGAUUUAAUUCAGAUGAGGAAGAUUCAAGGUGUGAAAUCUGUGGAGUUCAACCCUGGACCACAGAAACAAGGUGAGAAAUCUGAUUUGAUGCUAGAGUGCAGGCUCUAAGAUUUGAAAUCUGUUGACUUAAAACUGGUUCUGCAGUUACAAGGUGUACCAUCUUCUGAGUUAGCACCAAAAACAAAGCUUCAAAGUGGAGAAUCUGUGGAGUUCCUUACCAGACCCACGUGGAAAGACAUGAAGCCUCUUGAAUUGACUCUCGGUGCAAAGACCCAAGAUGUGAAAUCUUUGGGGUUUGAGUCAGUCCCACAGUUACAAAAUAGGAAAUUGCCUAUGUUGACACCAGGAUCACACAUUCAAGGCAUGAAAUCUCUGAAAUUCAGCCCUGGGGCAACGUUGCAAGGUGCAAAAUCUCUUGAGUCUGUAAAGCUUCAAAUAAUGAAAACCACAGAGGUCAACCAGGGCCUAGAGUUCCAGGUUGCAAAACACUCGUUAGCCUUGGAAUCAAAGAUUUGCAAUGUGAUAUCUUCUGAGUUCAAUGCUGGGAAGCAGCGGCAAGAAAAGAAGUCUUCUAAGUUGAAACCAUGGCCAGAGCUUCAAAGUGUGAAAUUUGUGGUAUACAGCCCUGGACCACAUUUGCAACAUAUAAAAUUUUCAGAAUUGUGCAAAGAGACAAAGCUCCAAGAUGUGAAAUCUAAGGAAUCCAAUCCUGAGCAACAGUGGCAAGAUGUUAAAUCCUCUGAGUUAUGCCAGGGGUCAAGGCUUCAAGGUAUGCCAUCUUUCAAGUUCAAUCCUGGGCCACAGUUACAAGAGAUAAAACCUGAGUUGUGCACAGACAGGAAGCUUCCAUAUGAGCCAUUUCUGGAAACAAAGCAUCAGCCUAAAUUACAAGGUGGGAAAUCCUCUGAAUUUAAUCUAGCCCCACAGCUUCAGUGUAUAAAUGUUAAGACAUUCAGUACAAUGGUGUAA
Messenger RNA from Lutra lutra (Eurasian river otter), 2016 nucleotides. RefSeq lists its product as uncharacterized. The record is from RefSeq and is a predicted model, not a curated record. NCBI's taxonomy places the organism in Eukaryota, Metazoa, Chordata, Mammalia, Carnivora, Mustelidae.